Colossoma macropomum (tambaqui) is the source of this 3377-nucleotide messenger RNA. It is a transcript of the gene sgce, whose product is annotated as sarcoglycan, epsilon. The record is from RefSeq and is a predicted model, not a curated record. The transcript has 13 exons. Lineage: Eukaryota; Metazoa; Chordata; Actinopteri; Characiformes; Serrasalmidae. Gene Ontology annotation, cellular component: sarcoglycan complex; membrane. The coding region runs from base 291 to 1667 and encodes 458 amino acids.
CGGUGAGGCGGGGUUGGGCGUUGUCCGCUCCGGCUUUCAAUCUUAGAAACCUCGCAGAAACGGUGCUUCUGAUUUUCCAGCAUCUGCGCCAGAUGUUCGGUGUGGGUGUGCAUCGUGUGUGUGUAUGAGAGAGAGUGUAUGAGUGUGUAUUUGUGCUCCAGGGAGGAGGCGGAGGCGGAGGGAGGCAAUAGGGCUGCAGCAGCGAGGGGGAUGCUUAUGGCUGAAGGAGUGCGGCUAGCACAGGCGAAAAAUCACACCUGUCAUGUAAAUACUCAUCGCGACUAAAAGCCAUGGACUCGGUGGGGGUUCUCUUGUGGCUUAUUCUAGGCCAUAGUCAGAUCCAGGCUUUAGGCGACUCCACACAGAGAUCCGCCACUCAUAGGAGCGUGGUCACCAUCGUGUCCCGGUCACACGCGGACCGGAACGUCUACCCUUCAGCUGGCGUGCUGUUCGUCCACGUGCUGGAGAGAGAAUAUUUUAAAGGGGAAUUUCCUCCCUAUCCAAAGCCAGGGGACACCAGCAAUGACCCAAUCACCUUUAACACCAACCUGAAGGGUUAUCCAGACAGACCAGGGUGGCUUCGCUACAUCCAGAGAACUCCAAACAGCGAUGGAGUCCUCUAUGGCUCCCCAACAGCAGAACACGUGGGCAAGCCCACCAUCAUCGAGAUUACUGCCUAUAACAGACGCACCUUCGAAACUGCCAGGCACAACUUGGUAAUAAACAUCAUGGGUACAGAAGAGUUCCCGUUGCCCUACCAGGCAGAGUUCUACAUAAAAAACAUGAAUGUGGAAGAGAUGUUAGCCAGUGAGGUGCUAGGAGACUUUCUGGGUGCUGUGAAGAAUGUAUGGCAGCCUGAGAGGCUGAAUGCCAUCAACAUCACUUCAGCGCUGGACCGGGGCGGCCGUGUACCUCUGCCCAUCAACAACCUGAAAGAAGGAGUGUAUGUGAUGGUGGGAGCGGACGUGCAGUUCUCGUCGUGCCUGCGUGAGGUGGAGACCCCUCAAAACCAGCUGCGCUGCAGUCAGGAGAUGGAGCCCGUCAUCAGCUGCGAUAAAAAGUUCAGAGCUCAGUUUCACAUAGACUGGUGCAAGAUCUCGCUGGUGGACAUCACUAAGGUUGUCCCUGUGCACAACAGCCGUCCAGAUCCAGGCACAGGGGUGCUACCGGACAUCGGAGAGUACAAUCCGCCCUCAGAGUCGCUGAAGAGUAGGGACUAUUUUACUGACUUCCUGGUCACGUUGGCUGUGCCCUCCGCCGUCGCCCUGGUCCUGUUUAUCAUCCUGGGUUAUUCUAUGUGCUGUCGCCGGGAAGGGGUGGAAAAAAGAAACAUGCAAACACCAGACAUUCAGCUGGUGCACCACAGCUCUAUUCAGAAGUCCACAAAGGAGCUGCGUAGCAUGUCGAAGAACAGGGAGAUCUCCUGGCCUCUGUCUACACUGCCUGUCUUCAACCCUGUGAGUGGGGAGGUGGUCCCGCCCAUUCAUCCAGACAACUACGAGACCACCAGCAUGCCGCUCAUGCAGACCCAGACAAAUCUUCAAAAUCAAAUCCAGAUACCACAGCAGCAGCCUUCAGGAGGUAAUUACUGUAUGUCAACAUUUCGAAGACUGGAGGUAAAUGGUAUUCCUGAAGAGAGGAAAGUGGCUGAAGCGCUGAACUUGUGAUGGGAUUUCCACUCUUAGCUUUUUUGUAACCAUGUAAUUCAUGUUUCUGUUUUGUGCCAAGUGUGCAUGUGCUAGCUCUGUGAUCCUGUUCACUUGUGUGACAGAGUGCAGUAUAACCUAAAUGUGCUCAAAAAAGCACCUGGAGCUGUUGUAAAGACAGAUACACUGACAAGAGAGUAUUUUCACUAAUUCUGUCAGAACUUGUCUUGUUAUUUUAAAGUGAAAACCUGUUUUUUUUUUUAACAUGUUAAGGGUCCACCAAUUAAAGAGGCACAUUUAAAAAGACACGCUGUGGCCAGAACUGACUUUUGUUGGUGGGGUCCUGUGUAAAAAAAAAGUGCCCAGUAGUAAUCACUGUCUAUCCAUCCAAAAGCAUUUAUUUUAUUAUUGUAUUAUUCUAUCAUUGUAUUUUUUUACAAACCAGUAUGUAAUCUUUGGUCACCAAAUUGUACUAACCUCCUUUUAAAGAGCUUGGUUGUACAUUCAUUUCAUUGCAGCACUGCAGGUGGCAGUAUUUUAAAGUCUAUUAAAAUGCAGUCAAAUAGCCAUAACUAUUCAAAAUAUAGGCCAGGAGUUGUGAACUGAGGGUAGAGUCCAGCACAGUUUGUUGAUUUCUCUGUUUGUCAAACUAACUAAGCCUGGCAAUAAACUGAUGAUUUGAGUCAGUUGUGUUUGAACAGGGAGAUCAUCAAACUGUGCAGUAAUCCAGCCCUCUAGGACUGGAGUUCCUCAUCCCGGAUACAGGCAAACAGGUUGUCCUCCACCUGUCAUAUCCGGGACCCAGUUACAGUGCACAGUCAUUUUGAAACAGGGUGAAUCACUCUCAGUCUGAAGUAAGAAAAGAUACAGAACUAACAACCCUACAACCCUGCUAAUGCUGCCCAAAGGCUGAUAUCAGUAACAGAUUUUGAGUUACAGCACAGAGGAGACCCAUCUUUUCCUUUUAUUAAAUUCUAAUGCAUUUCAAAUGACAUUUCAUAUUAGCUAAUAAUACAGUACUGUGCAGAAGUCAAGAGACCACUCUUUAUUUAACUUCCAGUCAAAAACAACUCGUUCAUUUUCAGGAUUUUCUCAGAGAUUAGAUAAUAGGAAAAUAAUAGAAAAGUACAUUUUGAAUUGAGGAUUUUUUUUCCCUAGAAAUGUGGUCCACUUCUACAGGCAGACAGUGGUCACACCAGAUACUGAUGUGGAAAUUCUAUUUUAUGUCCCAUCCUGUUUUUGUGUGGUUUAAGUUUAAAGAAAAUCCCCAAAGUGUUGCGUUUCUAUUUUUAUUCUUUAUAUUUACAUGUUGAGGCUUCUGUGUAAGUUUGUUAUAUGUGUUUACUGCUUUUUUUCUGAUGCUGAAAAAAGAACUUGUACUUUUGUACUUAAUGGCUGUAAAAACUCUGCACAGUACUGUAUAUUAUUUUUGAAAACUGAUCAUACUGCAAUAAUUGCUGAGUAAGACGUUUUUAUUGUAACUGAAUAAUUCCCAUUGUUACUAAUUGUGUAACCUCACCAUUAGUCAAUGAAGACAACCAUAUCAACUGUAACAUCCUUUAAAUGUCAAGGUUGCAAAGUUAACCCUGCUAUUUCAUCAAAUUGUCUUGACCUGUCAGUGUUCACAUUACCACAUAGUAUUUGUUGAAUAGGCAACUUUAUUUUGUUAUUAUACAUUAGUAAAGAUGUUUUUGAUAAAUAAAUUAAUAAACUUAUCAAUGUAAAAAUCUG